AUGGUGGUAGAGGUAUUGCUAAUUAAGCAGGAUAUACAAGUGGACUCUGAGGACAAUGUGGGUCGUACACCUCUGCUCGUUGCAGCUGAGAAUGGUCGUGAGACUAUCACAAAACUCCUCCUUAUGAAAGGUGGUAUCAAUCCCAACAUUCGGAGCAAGGAGGGUCUGAGUCCGUUGAUAUUUGCUGCGCGCUAUUGUCAGAUAGCAAUAGUUGAACUGCUACUGAGCAUCGAAAGUAUUAGUAUAAACCUUAGUGACAACAAAGGCCGAACACCUCUUUCAUGGGCUGCAGGAAAUGGACAUGAGGCAGUUGUUCAGUUACUCAUUAGAAAAGAUGACAUCGACCUGAAUUCAAAGGACAAAGAUGGCCGAACACCUCUUUCAUUAGCUGCAAACAAAGGACACGAGGCAGUUGUCCAGUUGCUCCUUGCAAAAGGGGAUAUCGAGCUGAACUCAAAGGAUGAAGAUGGCCGAACACCUCUUUCGCUGGCUGCUAAAAACGGAUACAAAGCAGUUGUUCAGUUACUCAUUAGAAAAGAUGACAUCGACCUGAAUUCAAAGGACAAAGAUGGCCGAACACCUCUUUCAUUAGCUGCAAACAAAGGACAUGAGGUAGUUGUCCAGUUGUUCCUUGCAAAAGGGGAUACCGAUCUGAACUCAAAGGAUGAAGAUGGCCGAACGCCUCUUUCGUUGGCUGCUAAAAACGGAUACGAGGCAGUUGUUCAGUUGCUCCUUGCAAAAGGGGAUAUCGAGCUGAACUCAAAGGAUGAAGAUGGCCGAACACCUCUUUCGCUGGCUGCUAAAAACGGAUACAAAGCAGUUGUUCAGUUACUCAUUAGAAAAGAUGACAUCGACCUGAAUUCAAAGGAUAAAGAUGGCCGGACACCUCUUUCAUGGGCUGCAGGAAAUGGAUAUGAGGCAGUUGUCCGGUUACUUCUUACAAGAUAUGAUAUCGAGCCGGACUCAAAGGAUGACUAUGGCCGAACACCUCUUUCUUGGGCUGCAGGAAAUAGACACGAGGCAGUUGUCCAGUUGCUCCUUGCAAAAGGGGAUAUCGACCUGAACUCAAAAGAUGAAGAUGGCCGGACACCUCUUUCAUGGGCUGCAGGAAAAGGAUAUGAGGCAGUUGUUCAGUUACUCAUUAGAAAAGAUGACAUCGACCUGAAUUCAAAGGAUAAAGAUGGUCGAACGCCUCUUUUAUGGGCUGCAGUGAAUGGACACAAGGCAGUUGUCCGGUUACUUCUUACAAGAUAUGAUAUCGAGCCGGACUCAAAGGAUGACAGUGGCCGAACACCUCUUUCAUGGGCUGUAGGAAAUGGACACAAGGCAGUCGUCGAAUUACUUCUUGACAGGAACGAUAUCGAGCUGAAUUCAAAGGACAGUAAUGGUCAGACGGCGCUGUCAUGGGCGAUGAAGAAUGGACAGAAUGCGAUGUUUAAAUUGCUCCUUGCGACAGAAGAUUCCCGGCCAGACCUACCAUAUAGUCAUGCAGCUGCGUCUGAAAUAAAACUCGAAAGUGAUUACUUGGAUCUGGAUUCUUCGAAAGACAGAUGCCAAACACAAUCAUUAGAGGCUGCAGAGAACGAUUUAGACACUACAUCCCAACAACUUUCUGCCGGACCCCAUAUUCACGACGAUUCAAACGGUUUUGUGAGGAGAUGGCUCAUUCAUAUAUUCGAAAGCUGUGCCACUCCUCCUUUGAGAAAAUUUUCGGUCUUUAUUAACGGAUUCUCCUCUCGUAUAACUUUUUACAGAUAUCCAGGGUCGCGCCCAGGUGCUAUAUAUACUCCCUCAAGGACUGCAUGGUACUUGGCCCAAGCCCAGAACUGCGUAGACGAACUGUGGUCUGCAAUCAUGGAGAAAGAAGCGCCAAGAGACUCGACACGUUUCAAAUGGACAUGUUGUUGUGGGAGAACUUUCACUGAAACCGUGCGGGAGUUGAAGCCAGGAGCCGCUAGGGAGUGGGUACAGGCUAUGAACAAUGCACAACUUGGUCAACCGGAAACCUCCACCCCUGCUAGGCCUCAGAGCGUAGACAUUACGUCUCUACGUGCACGCUUUUCAUCUGGCUCAUCAUGCAAGGGCCAAAUGUCUCGGGAUCUGCGGGACGAUAAUGAACCGUCUGAUAUUUACGCGCUUCUAUGCUUCAAAGUCGGCAAACACACAAUCCGUUUAGUACAAAGCGAUAUGUCACAUACCUACAAUGACGAAGACUUAUUUAGACAGCUACGCCACGAAUACCAGGGAACAUCUGGGUCCUUGAUUGAGUCUGUAUGGAGUCCAAAACGGUGGCCGCUGCGUUUGAUAUAUUGGCUGCGACUAACUUCCCUAAAGCACAUUGAAUUCAGGAAGGUGCGUACUGAUUUUCAGUAGGAUAGCUAAAAGCUCACUUUUUCAGUUCCAACUGUUCCAUAGCGACAAAGUCGACAUCAGAGACGACGAUAAAGAAGAAUGGCUUAUGUGUAGAUCGCCGACUGGAUGCCAUGAUAGCUGCCCAGGGCCUCACGGAAAUGGUGAAUACUGGUUUGAUCCAGCUCCCCCAAAAUUAGAACCUCCAAUACCUCGAAACGCCAUGAUGCAUUUCCUAAAAAGGCCCAAAGAUGCUGGAACAGUAUCAAACCACAUUGAAGCAAUUCAAAGGAAACGAGGCCGUCUCAUAUCCGGGCCUGGAUCUGCUGUGAAAGGCUGGGGUUUAUAUUUCAAAGAAGAAAAAAAUCAGUUCAUGAUCAUGGCAAUCCCUGGAUUACUCGGUACUUUUGCCCUAUUGUGGUUUCUCAGUCACGAAAACGAUCUCCUGACUGCUUCCCCACCUGCCACGCUCGCAAUUGGAUUAUCGGCAACAGUCUUGACUAUCAUGAAAGAAAUAGCUGAAUGGAUUAUGGUAUAAGAUUGAAAGCAGGUUCGGCAACCUGAACGUCAUAUAACGAAAUCGAUAUUUUCCCAUUUUCGUGACACAAACUACUACCUUUUGUUCCUGCGAUACCGAAUCAAUCACAAACACAGUGACUAAUUCUUCUGUCCACACCUUUAACCCCUGCCGCUUUUUGUCUGGAAGAAAUGACUAUUAAUAGACUGUAGGUAGUAGUACCAGUUC
Talaromyces stipitatus ATCC 10500 is the source of this 3094-nucleotide messenger RNA. RefSeq names its product ankyrin 2,3/unc44, putative. The transcript is spliced from 2 exons. The record is from RefSeq and is a predicted model, not a curated record. NCBI's taxonomy places the organism in Eukaryota, Fungi, Ascomycota, Eurotiomycetes, Eurotiales, Trichocomaceae. Bases 1 to 2373 code for a protein of 790 amino acids. Gene Ontology annotation, biological process: regulation of gene expression. Gene Ontology annotation, cellular component: cytoplasm; nucleus. Gene Ontology annotation, molecular function: protein binding.